Molecule: messenger RNA, 744 nt
Organism: Candidozyma duobushaemuli
Lineage: Eukaryota; Fungi; Ascomycota; Pichiomycetes; Serinales; Metschnikowiaceae
Exons: 1
Coding region: 1-744 (247 amino acids)
Biological process (GO): triglyceride catabolic process; phosphatidic acid biosynthetic process
Cellular component (GO): endoplasmic reticulum; lipid droplet
Molecular function (GO): triacylglycerol lipase activity; acylglycerone-phosphate reductase (NADP+) activity
Source: RefSeq, a predicted model, not a curated record
AUGGAGCCAUUGAAAAAACACGGAGUGGUUCCUUUUGCUUUGGACAUCAGAAAACCAGAAAGCGUUCAGGACGCCGUGAAGUUCUUCAGGGAGCACUCUGGCAGUGACUCCUUGGACAUUUUGUACAACAAUGCUGGAAUUGCUGAUGGCGGUCCAGGUUACGACUUUGACGACCAGGCCAUGUUGGACAUAUACGCCGUCAAUGUCACGGGCCAUGUGUUGAUGACCAAGUACUUUUCGCCUUUCGUCAUCCAGGCCAAGGGAGCCAUUGUGUUCACGGCGUCUGUGGCUGGUAUAGUUCCUCUUUGCUGGACCUCUCUUUACUGCAGCACCAAGGCCGCCAUUGACGCCUACGCCAAGGGCAUUCGUGUGGAACUCGAGCCAUACGGAGUUCGUGUUUACUCUGUGAUUACCGGUGGUAUCGAUACGGACAUUGCUAAGGCCAAGAAGGGAGACAUUUCCAAGAGGAUUGCUGAUUUGCCUUUCCACGUCGAAGGUCUUGAGGAAAGUGUUCGUGCUAGUGCCGAUAUGACCAAGGGCGGUACCAAGCCUAACGAUUACGCCAGAAGGGUCUUGAACAAGGUGCUUGCUAAGCACAGAGGAUUCAAUAUCUACGAGGGUCACCGUGCUGGUCUUCUCAGGUUUGUGCUGCGUUGGCUCCCGCUCUGGUUGCAGUAUUUCAUUCUUGGGUCAUUCUUCAAACAGAGAAAGCCUUUGGCUGAGCUCAGGAAGCGUUAUAAGUAG